CACAAAUACUGGCUAGUUACAAUAUCGGCUGCGCGCGCGGCCACAUGUGACCAUGGCAUUAAAAAAAUAUAUCGCGUUAGUUUUUUUAUUUGUGGCCAGUGUUAACUGCAAACAAGCAUACAAAAUAUGCGUGGCAGAACAAUAUUUGAAAGCAUGCGAGGAAAUGCUGGAAGUGCCGACCAAGAGCAAAGCAGUGCUGAAAUGUAUUCCAGCGAGAGAUAGGAUGGAAUGUCUAAGCUACGUGCAGCAAAGGCAGGCGGACUUCGUGCCCGUGGACCCUGAGGACAUGUACGUGGCCUCCAAGAUCCCCAACCAGGACUUCGUGGUCUUCCAAGAGUACAGGACGGAUGAUGAGCCAGAUGCGGAGUUCCGUUACGAAGCUGUGAUAGUGGUCCACAAGGAUCUUCCCGUCAACAACUUGGACCAACUGAAAGGGCUCAAGUCGUGCCAUACUGGAGUCAACAGGAACGUUGGAUAUAAGAUUCCUCUGACAAUGCUGAUGAAGCGCUCCGUCUUUCCUAAAAUGAACGACCGAACCAUAUCGCCGAAGGAGAACGAACUGAAAGCAUUCUCCACCUUCUUCUCCCAAUCCUGCAUCGUUGGCAAAUGGUCUCCUGACGUCAAGACCAUGAGGACUUGGAAAUCCCAAUACAGCAACCUAUGUGCCCUCUGCGAGCGACCAGAUGCUUGCGACUACCCUGACAACUUCAGUGGAUACGAAGGCGCCUUGAGGUGCCUGGCCCACAAUGGAGGACAGGUCGCCUUCACCAAGGUCAUCUAUGUCAGGAAGUUCUUUGGGUUGCCAGUAGGCACAAUCCCAGCAAACACCUCAUCGGAGAACCCCGACGAAUUCGCGUACCUCUGCGCGGAUGGAUCCAAAGUCCCGGUCAGGAACAAGGCGUGUUCCUGGGCGGCCCGGCCUUGGCAGGGGCUGCUUGGCCACAACGAUGUGUUGGCCAAGCUGUCCCCACUUAGGGAGAAGAUAAAGCAGCUGGCUGAUUCUGGUGCCGCCACCAAACCGGAAUGGUUCACCAACGUGUUGGGGCUAUCAGAGAAGAUUCACCACGUGGCUGACAACAUCCCUAUCAAGCCAGCCGACUAUUUGAAGAAGGCCAACUACACAGAGGUCAUCGAGAGAGGGCAUGGACCUCCAGAACCAGUUGUCAGGCUCUGCGUAACUUCCAACGUGGCUCUCGCGAAGUGCCGCGCUAUGGCCGUCUUCGCCUUCAGUCGCGACAUCAGACCCCAACUGGACUGCAUACAGGAGGCGUCGGAGGCCGACUGUCUAAAGAACGUGCAAGACAAUGGCUCGGAUCUCGCUUCGGUAGACGACUCAAGAGUCGCAGCCGCAGCCAAGAAGUACAAUCUCCACGCGGUGUUCCACGAGGUGUAUGGCGAGAAGAAGAAGCCUAACUACGCCGUUGCUGUCGUCAAGCGAGGCUCCAGUAUCAAAAAGAUGGAGGAUUUGAGGGGCAAAAGAUCUUGCCACAAUCCCUACGGAAGCUUCAGCGGUCUGGACGCACCCUUGUUCUACCUAAUCAACAAAAAACUCAUCAACCCCGAUCAGUGUAUCAAAAACCUUGGCGACUUUUUCUCUGGCGGUGUCUGUCUGCCAGGUGUUGACAAAGCCGAAAACAAUCCACGUGGUGACGAUGUCUCAAAUCUGAAGAAGCAGUGCUCCACUGAUAACAGCCCAGUGAAGUGCCUUGAAGAAAACCGUGCUGACGUCGCUUUCGUAUCAAGUGCCGAUUUACCAAACUUUGACAAGUCAAAGUACUUGUUGCUUUGCUUAAACAAAGAUGCAGGUGGCACGAGCUGGUUUGAGAACUUCGAAACUUGCAACAUCGCCAUGGCCCCCUCAAGAACCUGGUUGUCAGCUAAAGACUUCUUGUCAGACGUCUCCAUAGCCCACACUCCGUUGAGUCUAGCACAACUUUUGGCUGAUAGAACUGAUCUAUUCAACAUUUACGGAGAAUACUUGAAGAAUAAUAAUGUUAUUUUCAAUAAUGCUGCUAAGGGCUUGGAAACUACAGAAAAAAUGGACUUCGAGAAAUUCAAGGCAAUACAUGAUGUUAUCAACAAUUGCGGAGUCGCUUAAAAACUUUUCAUAUGUAAAUUAUAGUUUUAAGCCACAAUUCCCGGUGUGACUAACAAAUUAGUGGUAAGAAUGACAAAAACAAAAGUCUGAAUUUAUGAAUUUUAAUUACAUCGCUUAUAAUGGUAAUGAUAAUAAAUAAAUAAUACCCAUAUCAUGUAGUUUUGUUUUGUACCGAGUGAGACUUAUAAUGCAGCUAAGAUCAGGGU
Ostrinia furnacalis (Asian corn borer) is the source of this 2304-nucleotide messenger RNA. It is a transcript of the gene Tf, whose product is annotated as transferrin. The transcript has 15 exons. NCBI's taxonomy places the organism in Eukaryota, Metazoa, Arthropoda, Insecta, Lepidoptera, Crambidae. The record is from RefSeq and is a predicted model, not a curated record. Bases 53 to 2098 code for a protein of 681 amino acids. Gene Ontology annotation, cellular component: early endosome; plasma membrane; recycling endosome. Gene Ontology annotation, biological process: iron ion transport.